AAUAUUGGUGGGAAAAGUUAUGCGUGGUUGAAUUUACACACCUGUGCAUGUAUGAAUCAUUAGCCUCGAGCAAACGUAACUUGCACGGUGAUAUAAAUAAAUAUUUAAAUGGAGAUUUGCACUUAUCUACUUCAAUUGCUGUUUGAAAACCUGUUUGUUUAAAUCACUGAUUUGGGAUAACUCGUCCAGGUUUAUUCACGUUUUAAAGGCUACUGAUAACAAUGGAAUGCUAUUUCAAGCUUGCUUUGUUACUAGGGUCUGUAUACAUGACAGGAUGUCAAGUGCAACAGAUGACCGAGCUUACUAUACAUAACCUUCUUACCCGUGUCCGAGACCUGGAGAUAGCCGUUAAACAGCUAGUUGAAAUUCAGAAUUCACAAGCUGGUAAUUCUUAUACGAAUACAAUAACCCCGACAACUGCCUUGCCGGAUGUUCCUUUGCCAUUAAAUAUGUUGGAAGGUUUCACACUCGGAAACUCUGGGGAUGAGAAGGGAUUUCAUGUUACAUUAGCUAAUGACGUCACAGUAGGUUACGGCAAUAAGAUAAAAUUCGACAGGAUUGUAGAAAAUAUGGGUGGAGCUUAUAAUACAGUCAACUCGGAGUUCACCUGCCCCACAUCUGGAACAUACCUUCUGUCAUUAAAUAUAGCCUGUGAGAGAGGUAGUUACGUGGAAACUUCCAUUGAAAUACGCAAUAGUAAGGGGCUCGAAAGACAUAUUCUCAACUCUGUAUGUGAUCACCGGAAGCGGACGUUAAAGCGGCGGAAGAGGUUUAUACUGCGGGCGAUCACAAAAUGGCGGUACAGCCAUUGUAUCUUUAAAGAAAGGAGAAAAAGUAUCUGUAAAAAAGUUGUGGCCAUAUGGCGGUUCAAGUACCAUUUCCGGAAAUGGUCUCACUACAUUUUCUGGAUAUUUACUUAA
Messenger RNA from Ruditapes philippinarum (Manila clam), 920 nucleotides. RefSeq lists its product as uncharacterized. Lineage: Eukaryota; Metazoa; Mollusca; Bivalvia; Venerida; Veneridae. Gene Ontology annotation, molecular function: protein binding. The coding region runs from base 222 to 920 and encodes 232 amino acids. The transcript is spliced from 4 exons. The record is from RefSeq and is a predicted model, not a curated record.